AUCACUUUAGAUCAUAUGGAGCGAUACGUGCCUCAAAUCAAUCCUGCCACUUAUACUGUACUCACUACCUUGUUUUUGACCAUCGAGGCCUUUUUUAUGGCAUGGUUUAUUGUAUAUGGACUAACUGCAAACAAGUUUUCCCGCGUUUUGCUGAAAGAAUUGCUUCUAUCACUUGUAGCAUCUAUCUUCCUUGGCUGUGGAACAUUGUUUCUUUUUUAUGGGUCGGAAUCUACGUAUGAGUAAGUUUAUUUCUCCGUAAACAUCUCUGGUGGUACAUGUGGCGUCUCGGUAGCUGUCUUGUCCCCAAUUCCGAGAAUUUCACAGUAACUGGUUUAAGUAGUUGAACACCUCAAGCACCAUUCAUUUAACAGACUCCUGGUCUCGAAUCUUAGAACUUUUUUGACCAUAAAGGACCGGCGAGACUAAUUUAGGGAGGAGACAAUCAGAAGCGUUUGAGCGAUUUCAAGGUCAUGGAGCGAAGUUCAACGCGCGAUGCUAACAUACGAUCGGUUCACAGCGGAUUUUAGAGAGUAGGUGAUUAAUGAAAGGUUGCAACAGAUGGGACGGCGAGACUCUAAUUUAGGAACGAACCAAUCAGAAGCGUUUGAGCAAUUUCAAUUAUUAGC
Messenger RNA from Schistosoma margrebowiei, 626 nucleotides. The record is from the annotation of a GenBank genome assembly. NCBI's taxonomy places the organism in Eukaryota, Metazoa, Platyhelminthes, Trematoda, Strigeidida, Schistosomatidae.